Messenger RNA from Fomitopsis serialis, 1315 nucleotides. RefSeq names its product 2-nitropropane dioxygenase. Gene Ontology annotation, molecular function: nitronate monooxygenase activity. The transcript is spliced from 6 exons. The coding region runs from base 214 to 1266 and encodes 350 amino acids. The record is from RefSeq and is a predicted model, not a curated record. NCBI's taxonomy places the organism in Eukaryota, Fungi, Basidiomycota, Agaricomycetes, Polyporales, Fomitopsidaceae.
GCUCUCCUACUUACUUGGCGGGUACUGACAAUCACAUGCACGAUGGUCAGUCGAGUCGGGAUGGAUAGCCGGUUCAGACACCUGCGCGGUCACUCUCUGCGGCGCUCGUGUGAUUGCUCUCCGAGAUGGUCAGGCGGGCAGACUGUGGGCCCUCCCUUAUAACCUCCCUUCAAGUUGCCACGUAGCGUUAGCUAGCCUCUGUCCGUCUUCGCCAUGUCCGUCAUCACCACGCCAGUCACCGAGUUGUUCGGGAUCAAGCACCCUAUCCUGCUUGCUGGGAUGAACGUGGCUGCUGGUUCUGAACUUGCUGCAGCGGUGACGAAUGCGGGAGGUCUGGGUGUCAUCGGAGGGCACGGUUAUACGCCGAAGAUUCUUCGCCAGCAGAUUCGUGCCAUUAAGGCAGAUCUCAAGGACAAAAACGCGCCUUUUGGCGUUGACCUCCUGAUUCCCCAGGUCGGUGGUAAUGCACGGAAGACCAACAAAGACUACCAGAACGGGCAGCUGCCGCAGCUCAUCGACAUCAUCAUCGAGGAGAAGGCCGCCCUCUUCGUCUGCGCCGUCGGCGUCCCACCUAAGUGGGCAGUCGACAAGAUGCACGCCGCCGGCAUCCCGGUCAUGAACAUGGUCGGCCACCCGAAGCACGUCGCGCGCGCACUUAGCGUCGGCGUCGACCUCAUCUGCGCCCAGGGCGGUGAGGGCGGCGGACACACCGGCGACGUCCCCUGCUCGAUCCUCAUCCCCGCCUGCGUCGAGGCGGUCAAGGGCAAGACCUCUCCGCUCACGGGCAAGCCCGUAUACGUCGUCGGCGCAGGCGCGGUCGUCGACGGGCGGAGCCUCGCCGCGAACCUCGCGUGGGGCGCGGAGGCCGUCUGGGUCGGCACGCGCUUCGUCGCGAGUGUCGAGGCGGGCGCGCCGAAGGCACACAAGGAGGCGGUCGUCAAGGCGGGGAUCGACGACACCGCGACGACCCUGAUCUACACCGGGCGGCCGCUGAGGGUCAUCCGGUCGCCGUAUGUGGACGACUGGAACAACAACCGGCUGGAGGAGAUUAAGGAGCUCACGGCGAAGGGCGUCGUCCCGCACGAGGAGGAGCUCCGGAAGCACCCCGAAAAGCACGGCAAGGGCAUCACCUUCCUCUCCGGACGUGUCGCCGGCCUCAUCCACGAGAUUCUCCCCGCGCAAACGAUCGUUGACAAUAUGGUCAACGAGGCUGCUGCUAUAAUCCAGAGCUCGGCGGCGAAGGUCCAGGUUAAGGCGAGGCUGUGAUUUAGUCAACUGCUUUAGGUGAUCCUGCCUCGGAUGUUGACGUUAUUUG